CGCCGACAAGGACGGGAUCAAAGCUGCUUCACAGCUGCUCGACUGAACUGGCCGUUUGAUUAGUGAUAAUCUCGCUUCGCCUGUUUUGAUAUCUUGAAUAGCCGUUAUUCGCUAUUAGCUCGUCAUCCCAAGCAAUAAUGCCGGCAUUACACCCUCAGGAUGCAGUGCAGAGCCUAUCGCUCACACACCCGGAGCAGUUCUGGGCUCGCCACGCAGCACAGCUUCACUGGCACAAGGAGCCUUCUGCUGCUCUACGCAUGGGCACAAGGACGCUGGCCGAUGGUACUCGGCAUCAGAGCUGGUUGUGGUUCCCGGACGGGGAGAUCUCGACUACGUAUAACUGCGUAGACAGACAUGUCCGGGCUGGCCGCGGAGCAGACGUGGCUAUCCUAUGGGAGUCGCCGGCGACAGGCCGGGAGGAGAAGAUCACCUAUAGCCAGCUGCUGGAGGAAGUGGAAGUGCUGGCGGGCGUGCUGAGGGAGCAAGGGGUGCAGAGGGGCGAUGUGGUGGUUAUCUACAUGCCCAUGAUACCUGCUGCGCUUGUUGCGGCACUAGCAAUUACAAGGUUGGGAGCAAUCCAUGCUGCUGUCUUUGGCGGGUUUGCUGCAUCCUCCCUUGCCCAGCGGAUAGAGGCAGGCCAGCCGAAGGCUGUUAUGACUGCAUCCUGUGGCAUUGAAGGCAAAAAGGGUCCCAUUGAGUACAAACUCCUGGUCGAGGACGCUAUUUCCAAGAGCUCCUUCAAGCCUGAACGGGUGAUUGUAUGGCAGCGAGAGGAGCUGCGUUGGUCUCCUAUCCGUGAGGACCGGGGUCAGAGGGAUUGGCGCCGUCUGGUAGAUGAUGCAAAAAGGCGUGGUCUACGGGCUGACGCGGUGCCAGUUCGGAGUGAUGAAGGAUUAUAUAUCAUAUAUACCAGUGGUAGGUUAUAUGUUACAUGAUUUGUGAUGGGAGGAGGCAAAAUAAGAAAAAAAUAAAAAAUUUGGCUGAUUGAAUGGAAUGUGACAGGAACAACGGGAACGCCAAAGGGAGUGCUGAGAGAAGCCGGUGGCCACGCAGUCGGCUUAAAUCUCUCUAUCAGGUACCUUUUUGAUAUCAAGGGACCCGGCGAUGUGAUGUUCUGUGCGUCUGAUUUAGGGUGGGUCGUUGGCCACUCGUUCAUACUCUAUGCACCACUCCUUGCAGGUGCUACGACGCUGCUGUAUGAAGGCAAACCAAUCGGGACUCCAGAUGCUGGUAGUUUCUGGAGGUUAAUUGAAAAACACAAAGUAAACGCCUUGUUCACUGCUCCCACGGCCUUGAGAGUAAUACACAAGGAGGAUCCCAAGUCAGAACUGCUACAUCAGGUCGGUCAAAGGGGAGGGUUGAAGCAGCUCAGAGGCCUCUUUCUAGCUGGCGAGAGAAGCGAGCCGAGCAUUGUAGUAGCCUUCCAAAAACUGCUGGAACAGCACGCUGCGCCUGGAGCAAUGGUAAUAGAUAACUGGUGGUCAUCUGAGUCUGGGUCACCCAUGACGGGACUUGCUCUGAGGCCUGACCUGGGAGUAGCCAAUGGCAAGAUUCCAAAGACCAGAGCACUCAGAGCAAAGCCCGGCUCUGCCGGCAAGCCAAUGCCCGGGUUUAACGUCCGAAUAGUCAACGAUGAGGGCGAGGAAGUGGAGAAUGGUACCAUGGGCAACAUCGUGCUGGCCUUACCGUUUGCUCCCACGGGAUUCACAACUCUGUUCCACGACGACCGGCGGUUCUAUCACGGGUAUCUCAAGCGGUUUUCCAGCCGAUGGAUGGAUACCGGCGACGCUGGCAUGAUAGAUCAGGAUGGAUAUGUCCACGUCAUGUCACGAUCAGACGAUAUCAUCAACGUAGCUGCACACAGGUUCAGCACUGGGGCCAUUGAACAAGUUAUUCUCUCGCAUCCGGAUAUAGCAGAGGCAAGCGUAGUAGGCAUUCCCGACAGCAUCAAGGGUCAUCUGCCAUUUGCAUUCGUGCAACUGUAUCCCUCAGCCAAGACAGCGUCUGGAAUACCAGCGACUCCGUCCAGAGAAUUCUUCCAGGAAGUCAACGCCUUGGUGAGAGACCAGAUAGGGGCUAUAGCCUCGCUCGGAGGGAUCGUUCAGGGCCAAGGGAUGAUCCCAAAGACACGGAGCGGCAAGACACUUCGACGGGUAUUGAGGGAACUUGUGGAGAAGGCAGCCGAAGGUAAGUAUGAUGCGGCUGUCAAUGUACCGCCAACGGUCGAGGAUCCGGAUGUUGUUGGAGUGGCCAGGCGCAGAGUGAAGGAGUACUUUCUCCAGCAGGCGAAGUCGCAACGCAGCAGCAACAACAGCAACACGACCAGAAGCGAAGGACGAGCAAAGUUGUAGUUUCACGACUUCACCCUUAAUCUUCGCCCUCAAUGUUCCUCCUUGUCGUUGAUGACUGAACUGAUUUUAAGAAAGAUCCAUUGGAUUCUAGCCUGGGAGGAAGCGUUAUACAUUCGUCCAUCACGACCCUGUCAUCUCGCACCGCAAGCCCGGCCUCUGCUUCUUCGUCUUGUUCUUCGUCUUGUCUUGUCUCUUUCUUCCUCCUUUCUUUUUUUCCCUUUUUUCUUAGCAUCGUGUCCCUCCCUUUUUAUACUUCCAGCUCGUGAUCUUAAAAAAAUUAUUGCGAUGGUCGCUAUCCCAUGCAUCUCCCCCGGCCCUCUAAUUGUUUUUUUUUCUUUUCUUUUCUUUUUU
This is a messenger RNA of Trichophyton rubrum CBS 118892, 2702 nucleotides long. RefSeq lists its product as uncharacterized. Lineage: Eukaryota; Fungi; Ascomycota; Eurotiomycetes; Onygenales; Arthrodermataceae. Bases 1110 to 2351 code for a protein of 413 amino acids. The record is from RefSeq and is a predicted model, not a curated record. The transcript is spliced from 3 exons.